AUGGCAUUUUUCCACGCUGAACUUGGUUUGAUGAACUGCUCAACCAUCAUCCAGUAUUGCCCCUCAAAGCUUGCUACAGCAGCAGUCUAUGCAGCCCGAUGCACUCUUAACAAGACUCCCCUUUGGAAUGAAACUCUUAACCACCAUACAGGCUACAGCGAAGAUCAGCUCAUGGAGUGCGCAAAACUCUUGGUCCAAUUCCACUCUGGGGCAGCAGAAAAAAAGCUCAAGGCAGUUUCGCGAAAAUAUUCAAAUCCUGAUAGGGCUGCUGUUGCUCUUUUUCCACCAGCAAGAAAUCUAAUUCUAGCUUGA
Molecule: messenger RNA, 312 nt
Organism: Fraxinus pennsylvanica
Lineage: Eukaryota; Viridiplantae; Streptophyta; Magnoliopsida; Lamiales; Oleaceae
Source: the annotation of a GenBank genome assembly